Chlorocebus sabaeus (green monkey) is the source of this 5009-nucleotide messenger RNA. It is a transcript of the gene PRKCI, whose product is annotated as protein kinase C iota. Gene Ontology annotation, biological process: protein phosphorylation. The record is from RefSeq and is a predicted model, not a curated record. NCBI's taxonomy places the organism in Eukaryota, Metazoa, Chordata, Mammalia, Primates, Cercopithecidae. Gene Ontology annotation, molecular function: protein binding; ATP binding; diacylglycerol-dependent serine/threonine kinase activity.
CGUCCGCCCUACCCCGGAAUGUGGGCCUUUGGAGCGAGCGAAGUGGGAGGGACCGACGCAGGAGGUGUCCUGGGCCCGGGCGGCUAUAGAGGCGGCGGCGCCUACGGGGAGUGGGAGGAGCCGCGCGGUUCCGGCUGCUCCGGCUAGGCGACCCUUGGGUCGGCGCUGCGGGCGAGGUGGGCAGGUAGGUGGGCUGACGGCCGCGGCUCUCCGACAGGCGCGGGCGGCGGAGUCCCCCACGGGGUCCGGAGCGCCCCCCCGCACCCCCGGCCUCCAGUGUUGAGGCGGGGGAGUGAGGAGAUGCCGACUCAGAGGGACAGCAGCACCAUGUCCCACACGGUCGCAGGCGGCGGCAGCGGGGACCAUUCCCACCAGGUCCGGGUGAAAGCCUACUACCGCGGUUUGUAGUUGUCACAAGAACUGUUUUGACUUGAGGAUGGUCAGCCAUGAACUUUGCAAGGGAUAUCAUGAUAACACAUUUUGAACCUUCCAUCUCCUUUGAGGGCCUUUGCAAUGAAGUUCGAGACAUGUGUUCUUUUGACAAUGAACAGCUCUUCACCAUGAAAUGGAUAGAUGAGGAAGGAGACCCGUGUACUGUAUCAUCUCAGUUGGAGUUAGAAGAAGCCUUUAGACUUUAUGAGCUAAACAAGGAUUCUGAACUCUUGAUUCAUGUGUUCCCUUGUGUACCAGAACGUCCUGGGAUGCCUUGUCCAGGAGAAGAUAAAUCCAUCUACCGUAGAGGUGCACGCCGCUGGAGAAAGCUUUAUUGUGCCAAUGGCCACACUUUCCAAGCCAAGCGUUUCAACAGGCGUGCUCACUGUGCCAUCUGCACAGACCGAAUAUGGGGUCUUGGACGCCAAGGAUAUAAGUGCAUCAACUGCAAACUCUUGGUUCAUAAGAAGUGCCAUAAACUCGUCACAAUUGAAUGUGGGCGGCAUUCUUUGCCACCGGAACCAGUGAUGCCCAUGGAUCAGUCAUCCAUGCAUUCUGACCAUGCACAGACAGUAAUUCCGUACAAUCCUUCAAGUCAUGAGAGUUUGGAUCAAGUUGGUGAAGAAAAAGAAGCAAUGAACACUAGGGAAAGUGGCAAAGCUUCAUCCAGUUUAGGUCUCCAGGAUUUUGAUUUGCUGCGGGUAAUAGGAAGAGGAAGUUACGCCAAAGUACUAUUGGUUCGAUUAAAAAAAACAGAUCGUAUUUAUGCAAUGAAAGUUGUGAAAAAAGAGCUUGUUAAUGAUGAUGAGGAUAUUGAUUGGGUACAGACAGAGAAGCAUGUGUUUGAGCAGGCAUCCAAUCAUCCUUUCCUUGUUGGGCUACAUUCUUGCUUUCAGACAGAAAGCAGAUUGUUCUUUGUUAUAGAGUAUGUAAAUGGAGGAGACCUAAUGUUUCAUAUGCAGCGACAAAGAAAACUUCCUGAAGAACAUGCCAGAUUUUACUCUGCAGAAAUCAGUCUAGCAUUAAAUUAUCUUCAUGAGCGAGGGAUAAUUUAUAGAGAUUUGAAACUGGACAAUGUAUUACUGGACUCUGAAGGCCACAUUAAACUCACUGACUACGGCAUGUGUAAGGAAGGAUUACGGCCAGGAGAUACAACCAGCACUUUCUGUGGUACUCCUAAUUACAUUGCUCCUGAAAUUUUAAGAGGAGAAGAUUAUGGUUUCAGUGUUGACUGGUGGGCUCUUGGAGUGCUGAUGUUUGAGAUGAUGGCAGGAAGGUCUCCAUUUGAUAUUGUUGGGAGCUCCGAUAACCCUGACCAGAACACAGAGGAUUAUCUCUUCCAAGUUAUUUUGGAAAAACAAAUUCGCAUACCACGUUCUCUGUCUGUAAAAGCUGCAAGUGUUCUGAAGAGUUUUCUUAACAAGGACCCUAAGGAACGAUUGGGUUGUCAUCCUCAAACAGGAUUUGCUGAUAUUCAGGGACACCCGUUCUUCCGAAAUGUUGAUUGGGAUAUGAUGGAGCAAAAACAGGUGGUACCUCCCUUUAAACCAAAUAUUUCUGGGGAGUUUGGUUUGGACAACUUUGAUUCUCAGUUUACCAAUGAACCUGUCCAGCUCACUCCGGAUGACGAUGACAUUGUGAGGAAGAUUGAUCAGUCUGAAUUUGAAGGUUUUGAGUAUAUCAAUCCUCUUUUGAUGUCUGCAGAAGAAUGUGUCUGAUCCUCAUUUUUUCAACCAUGUAUUCUUCUCAUGUUGCCAUUUAAUGCAUGGAUAAACUUGCUGCCAGCCUGGAUAAAAUUAACCAUUUUAUAUUUGCCACCUACAAAAAAACACCCAAUAUCUUCUCUCAUAGACAUAUAUUAAUCAAUUGUUACAUCUAUUUUACUAUGAAAAAGAAAUUAAUACUAGCUUCCAGACAAUCAUGUCAAAAUUUAGUUGAACUGGUUUUUCAGUUUUUAAAAGGCCUACAGAUGAGUAAUGAAGUUAUCUUUUUUGUUUAAAAAAAAAAAGAAAACCACUGCAUUAAAAAAGCGUCUGUUGCGUUAAGGCACGUAGUGGGAUUACAUCAUAAACCUCCCAUAAUUUUUGUCAUUCUGUGUUAAAUCAUUUCAGGGUUUAACUUUGAAAUAAAAGAUUAAUAUAAAAUGCAACAACUUUUUAUAUUACCUAUUAGUUUUGGAGUUCUUUAUGUUUAAAAAUUCAGGUGUAAAUUUUACUGCCUUGGAUAAAUAAAUUAUCGAUUUUUUAAGGCAGCAGUUAUUAAAUUGCUAAUAGAGAUGCUGCUUGCUUAGAAUUGGGAAAUUCAACUGAGUGCAGUGACUGACGCCUGCAAUCCCAGCACUUUGGGAGGCUAAGGCGGGCAGAUCACUUGAGGUCAGGAGUUCGAGAUUGGCCUGGCCAACAUGGUGAAAUCCCGUUUCUACUAAAAAUACAAAAAUUAGCUGGGCAUGGUGGCGGGCACCUGUAAUCCCAGGUACUCGGGAGGCUGAAGCAGCAGAAUCGCUUGAACCCAGGAGAUGGAGUUUGCAGUGAGCCAAGAUUACUCCAGCCUGAACAACAGUGAGUGAGACUCGGUCUCAAACCAAACCAAACAAAACAAAAACCAAAUUGGGAAAUUCUUCUUGAGUUAAAACGCAGACACUUUAUUAUAAAUCAGAUUCCAAAUCAUUAACUAUAUUUGCAAAACUGGCACAAGUGAUUUUUCUUUUUAAGUAUAUUAACGGGGUAGCUCCCUUCUAAGCCUAUCCGUUUAUGGGAAACUAACUGGAAUGUUAAUCUAUAUGAUGCAAAGGACCAAGGAUGCAGUUGAAUGGAAAAUUACUCAGUAUAGAGAAAGGAAAAAAACGGAAAUUUAAAAUAGAUACAGAAAAGUACAGUGGUAAUAUUUUUAUUUCCUAUUGGAGAGUGAAUCCCCACAGUUGCUUUUUGUGACUUGAUUCAAAUGAGGCACUCAAUAUUGUUACCAAACUUGUAAAAGCAUUCCAUGUAUUCAGUGGAGGCAGAAUGUAUAAUAUUUUUUCCUUAUAAUUUAGUAUACAGGAAAAUUAUUUAUUUUUUUAAGUAGGAUAUCUUAAUUAUCCUCAUUUCUUCUCCUAAACCACAUUAUAUGAUUGGACCCUGUUUAUAGAGUCUUUAGUGAAAUCAGAAAAAUAAAGUAGGCAUGAAUGUUCAGGAUACACAUAUACACUCACACACAUCACAGUAUCAGCUCUUUCAGUGAGUUUUUAUUAACUGAUAACACAUGUAACACAUAGUAGAAUACAUUUCAGAGGCAGAGUUCCUUGGAUUAUUUUUUAUUAAUAUUAGUGUUUAGCAGCUUAUUAUUUAAAGGGGUGCCAAAUAUAGCAUCCUUCUGUUUAUUUUAAAUAUUUUUUUAAUGAAAAGGGACUUAAAAAGUAACCAUGAUUAUCUAAAUUACUUAAAAUUUUUUAAUCUUAGUAAGACUUAACUUUAGGAAAUUAUCUAGUUUAAAUUUCAAAUGUUUUAAAAUUUGUAGGCAUAUAAUAAAUUAUCUUUUUUUGGAGGGGUGGAUGCUGCAUUUCACUGGAAAUGUCAGUUUUCCAAAGUUUCUAGCUAUGUACUCUCUUUCCUUCAAAUAAUAUAAGUCUGAAAGCAAUGAAAACCUCAAAGGAAAAUGUUUAUGUACACCUGCAUGUUUAUUUAAUAUGUUUCUCUUAACACCUGAAACUUCUUUUAAAACAAAAAGCAGUAUUCACUUCAAAUCAUAAACUUAGAAUUCUGUAUCUGAUGUCAGAAAUAUGUUUAUGACCUUGCUUUUCAGUGGUGCUGUUUCCCAUAGGGCAUUAGUUCUCAGAUUUUGGAAUGUGAAAUAAUCACCUAGGAAGUUUGUUUAAAAUGCACACUAGUGGGCCUCCUUAGACUUCUUUUGGGGCCUUCGACACCUUCUUCAGGUUAUUCUUUAUGUUUGUCCUGUGGUUAAAUACUAGAGUAUUCAUGAUAAAACAUUUUGAGAAGGGGUAAGCCGUGAGUUAUUACCCACAAUUGAAAGCAAAUUUUGAAUGAAUCUUUAAGUUAGGUAUCUACCUUCCCCUCAGCCCCCUAAAGAAACCUCUCAGUAGUUUCUAUCAAUAAUGUACAAAAUGAUGAGCAUUUUUCUAUGAUGAGGUUUUAACAAUUGUUCAGGGUGGUCUUUUGUUUUUAAAUCUUUUUUUAACUAGUAAUAUUUACGGUGUAUAUUUUAUACAGAAAUGCAUUGUAAUGUUUUUAAUUGUGUUGUUUUUUGCAGUCUUUUAAGUGCCAUGCCAAUUGUUUUUAUAUUCUAUAAAAGUUCGCUGAAAAUACUCAACAGGGGAAUAGGCAGCGGACAGUCAGAAUGGUUGGAAUUUUGGCGUUGUAAGAAAAACUUUAUUUUGCAUAAGCAUUUGGUCAGAUCAUUUUGUGCAUAUGCAGCCUGGAUUGGAUGUUAAGUAAAUGCUUGUUCAGUGCCGGUACAUUUACUUAAAUCUGUUUUUAUUUUUGUCAUGUAGAAUACUACUGUGGUCAUCAUAAUGUAAUCUGUAUUUCUGUACCUUUUUUUUUUUUUACUUUGAAGUCUUUAAAUAAAAUGUAUAAUACCCA